ACCUGCAUGGACAGAGUCACCCAGAUGGGGGUGUGGGCCCGAGCGUUCUGUGCAGACCCCGCAGCAUCGCCUGCAAGGUCUGCCGCCACUCUCUCCGCCAGUCAGCGGACGCACAACGAUAGUGGGUGAAGACAGCAAUCCCGAGCAGGCGAGGGUGCAGCGGGCACCCGGAAGGCGGGAGGGCCACCAUGCGGGGCCAGCAUGGGGCGUGAGGAGGAGCAGCAGCAACCGGGGAUUGCGGAGCACAUUGUGGACCAACUUCAAAGGCCCCGCUCUGUGUUGCCAACAGCUGGCGAAGGACGGAGUGCUGCAUCCCAAGGUGCAGCCAGUGGUGGUGAGAAGAGAAAGGCUCCGAAGCCAACGCCACCUGCGAAGAAAAACACCAUCUGGACGUUGGAGGAGCGAGUGCUUCUGGCGAAAAUAAGCGGCGAGGAUGAUGCUCUCAUGGCCGACGCAGAAGGUGCUCACCAACAUAUGACCAAAGGCAGGCGCUACGACUGGAUAGCGAACCGAAUGAAAGAGGAGGGGUACACACGCACAGGGGAAGAUUGUUGGAAGAAAUGGGCGGAGCUAACAAAGAAGGUGAAGGAGAUCAGAGAUGCCUGCGAUGGAUCUCGCAAGCCGAUGUAUUGGGAGAUUACAACCGAGGAAAGGAAGAAGUUGGGCAUCAGCAUGACUUUCGAGAAGCCGUUGUGGGAUGCCAUGGAGUGGUUUCGUACCAAGGCUGCAUUCGUCAUGUCGAACACCAUGGCAUCCGAGGAUUUGAGAGCGGGCGGGUGUACGACAGCUAACGACGCUGAGUCAGAAGGAACAGGGACGGAAGCUUCGGAUAGCGCAGCGAAGACCAGUAGCACGUCCUCUGGCAGGAGCCGUGGAGGAGAUUCCGCACCUUUGUCUUCAUCUUUGGUUGCGGCCAUGGAGGAGUCGACCCGUUCACUUUGCGAUGGUUUGGACAGGGCCGCCUCAACGCUGGCUCGAGCAUCUGCUGAAGGGGCUGUUAUGGUGGUUGCAAGGAUCGGGGAUGUGGCCACGGAGAUUGGCCAUGUUGCGGGGGCAAUCCGGCAGGGAAACUCUGUAUUGGAAAUGUUGGUGGAAGUGAUGGCGGGCAGAGGACCGGGAGGAGGCACGAGAUCGCAGGAGGGGGGGGAGAGAACCCCCCCCUGCACGUAGCUGUCGGAGGCGUGGACAGGGCCUUGGUCCUUGAUGCCUUGUACAGGGGUGGCGAGGUUUUUGUUUUUGGUGUUCGUUGUAGAACCGAGAACGGAGUCCCCGUUCUGUUUCGUCCUUACGCAAUGCAAAAUGAAAAAUCAAAUUAAAG
Molecule: messenger RNA, 1318 nt
Organism: Chara braunii
Lineage: Eukaryota; Viridiplantae; Streptophyta; Charophyceae; Charales; Characeae
Source: the annotation of a GenBank genome assembly